CCAUGGCAACACUUAAGUGCAGUGUGUUGAGUUGUACAGACGAUUCGUGUGAAAUUUGAAUUUACAGUAACAUGUGUAAGCGAAUUAGUAAAUAUUUGUUAUGGUAUGCACACGAGCAUUCAAAGUUUAGAUUAGCGGAAAUAAACUCUAUAGCAUCAAUGUUUGAUAUUAAAUUAUCGUGGAUUGAAGAACCAUCAGAACAGCCAUUUUGUUUAUUCCAUCUUUCAUCUGAAAGUGAUGCAAGAAAAAUAAUGUCAAGAUGUGUUUUGGGAAAGUAAGUUAUGUUUGCACAAUACUCAAAAUCUGAUCAAUCCUUUAGAAUUCGGAUUGAAAGCUUUGGAAAGAAAUUGAGAAAAGAUGAAAAGUUAGAGAAAAUAGAAGUAUGUGACGGCCAAAGAUCCAUGAUAAAUAAAUUUAACUUAAAACAACGAAAAUUUAUUGGUAAUACUAGUAUGGAUCCAACAUUAUCUUUAAUCAUGGCAAAUAUGGCAAAAAUUAAAAAAAAUGAUCUUGUUUUAGAUCCAUUUGUUGGAUCAGCUAAACCAACUCGAUAUAAACAGAAGAAGAGAGAACCCGAUGAAUGCAUUAAGUCCAAUUUAAAACAGUAUAAUCUCCAAGAUCGUUAUCUAGAUGUUUUAGUUGCUGAUGCUUCUCUACCCUUGUGGCGAAAUCAGUCUUUAAUAGAUGCAGUUAUUACAGAUCCACCUUAUGGAAUUCGGGAAGCAUCUGAACGGAUUGGGACCAAAAAAAAUUAUGUUAUUCCCACUCAUUUAAUUGAUGGUCAUAUUCCGUCAAAAAUAACAUACAGUUUACAAAAUAUAAUUAAAGAUUUGUUGAAUCUAUGCGCAUUUUGUUUAACUUUGGGAGGACGUCUUGUAUAUUGGCUGCCAGUAUUCAAGGAAGAUUUUAAAGAAGACUGUAUUCCAAGCCAUCCUUGCCUUGCAUUGAUCAGUUUUUGUGAACAGGUACUUACCAGUCAUUCGUCCAGAUAUCUUAUAACGAUGGAAAAAAUAUCCGAACCCCAAGUAAGAUUUGUUUACUUAAUGAUUUAUUUAAUAUGUUUUUGCUAAUUUACUAUUAAGAGAAAGCUAUGUAUUAAAU
This is a messenger RNA of Centruroides sculpturatus (bark scorpion), 1101 nucleotides long. Its product is annotated as tRNA (guanine(10)-N2)-methyltransferase homolog. Gene Ontology annotation, biological process: methylation. NCBI's taxonomy places the organism in Eukaryota, Metazoa, Arthropoda, Arachnida, Scorpiones, Buthidae. Gene Ontology annotation, molecular function: nucleic acid binding. Gene Ontology annotation, cellular component: cytoplasm. The transcript is spliced from 9 exons. The record is from RefSeq and is a predicted model, not a curated record.